AUGCAGUGCCAAAACGAUUGCCAGCUGAGACAGGUCUGCCUUCCACCUCCCACCAUCCUGGUGAAGAGCUUUCCUGUGAAACAAUGCAUGGAUCCCUGUGGCGCUGGAUGUAAUGUCCAGUGCUUGCCUCCAUGCCUGGAUCCCUGCUGCUACGCCGGGGUUCCUCAGGGCACCACCACGUUCGUGAACCUGAGUAAUCUCGGUGUGACACAGGCUGCCAGGUGCGUGGAUCCCUGCUGCCUUGGAGUCACCAGGUGUGCACCUCCGUGCUGUGAGGAGGUGACCAAGUGCAUCGCCACACGUCUGGACCCAUGUUGCUCCAAAGUGACUGAGUGCAGCAGCAGGUGUGAAGAUACUUGCUGCCAGGAGGUGACCAAGUGCACCACCAGGUGUGUGGACCCCUGUUGCCAGGAGGUGACCAGAUGUACCACCAGGUGUGUGGAUCCCUGCUGUCAGGAGGUCACCAAGUGCACCACCAGAUGUGUGGACCCCUGUUGCCAGAAGGUGACCAGAUGUACCACCAGGUGUGUGGAUCCCUGCUGUCAGGAGGUCACCAAGUGCACCACCAGAUGUGUGGACCCCUGUUGCCAGAAGGUGACCAGAUGUACCACCAGGUGUGUGGAUCCCUGCUGUCAGGGGGUCUCCAAGUGCACCACUACCUGCGUGGACCCCUGCUGCCAGGAGGUCACCAAGUGCACGACCAGAUGUGUGGACCCCUGCUGCCAAGAAGUGAGCAAGUGCAUCACCACAUGCGUGGACCCCUGCUGCCAAGAUGUCACCAAGUGUACCACCACUUGUGUGGACCCCUGUUGCCAGGAGGUCACCAAGUGCACAACCACAUGUGUGGACCCCUGUUGCCAAGAAGUAACCAAGUGUACCACCACUUGUGUGGACCCCUGCUGCCAGGAGGUCACCAAGUGCACAACCAGAUGUGUGGACCCCUGUUGCCAAGAAGUGAGCAAGUGCAUCACCACAUGUGUGGACCCCUGCUGCCAAGAGGUCACCAAGUGUACCACCACGUGUGUAGAUCCGUGCUGUAGACCUGUGACCAGAUGUGCCACGAGGUGUGUGGAUCCCUGCUGUGGAGCUGUCACCAGAUACACCACUAAGUGUGUGGAUCCGUGUUGCAAUAGAGUGACCAAGUGCACCACCAGGUGUGUAGACCCAUGCUGUAGUGAAGUGAUUAAGUGCACUACCAGGUGUGUGGAUCCCUGCUGUAGAGAGGUGACCAAGUGCACCACGAAGUGCGUAGAUCCAUGCUGCAAUCGAGUAGCCAAGUGCACCACCAGAUACACCACUAAGUGUGUGGAUCCAUGCUGUGGCAGAGUGAGCAAGUGCACCACCAGGUGUGUAGAUCCAUGCUGUGGAGAAGUGGCGAAGUGUGUGGAUCCCUGCUGUAGAGAGGUGACCAAGUGCACCACGAAGUGCGUAGAUCCAUGCUGCAAUCGAGUAGCCAAGUGCACCACCAGGUGUGUAGAUCCAUGCUGUGGAGAAGUGGCGAAGUGCACCACCAGGUGUGUGGAUCCCUGCUGUAGACCUGUGACCAGAUGCACUACUAAGUGUGUGGAGCCAUGCUGUGGGCAAGUGACCAAGUGCACCACCAGGUGCGUGGAUCCCUGCUGCAAGGAAGUCAUCAAGUGCACCACCAGAUGUGUGGACCCCUGCUGUAGUGAGGUGACCAGGUGCACCACCACCUGUGUGGAGCCCUGCUGUGGAGGUGUGAGUGAAUGCACCACCACCUGCGUGGAUCCCUGCUGCCAGGAGGUCUCCAAGUGCACCACCACCUGCGUGGAUCCCUGCUGCCAGGAGGUCUCCAAGUGCACCACCACCUGCGUGGAUCCCUGCUGCCAGGAGGUCACCAAGUGCACCACCACGUGCGUGGAACCCUGCUGUGGGGGCGUUCAGGCUGUGACGAAGUGUGUGGAUUCCUGUCCCACCACCUGCAUUACACAAGCCACCCCCCCGUGCAAGGGUGUGUGCACCCCUGUCUGCGGCCGACACUACUCCAUCACCUGCUCAGAAGUUUGCCCUCGUAAAUGCAUGGCUCCUUGAGGGGUUGCGUGUGGGGGCUCCUGUGGUGGGAGUCUCCAAAGGCUAAGGAACGAAAACGGUUUACAGAUCCCCGAACUUGUCAAUGUCUUCCUCACCUCUUUCCCUUCCUACUGCCCUUCCUGUCCUAGGAAGAGUAAAUCUUCAAACGGGUUUCCUUACGUUCUGCAUCAUUUCUACUAUUUUUACCUCACGCACAACGCGUUUCCUUGUAACUAACGUGUAACUGAUUGAUUUUGUGCCCCCGGGGAUAUUGCCUGGGAGAGAGAUUCUGUGAUUUUUCUUUGCACUGUGGUGUGGAUGGAGGGAUUUCCACAUUUGUUAUUUCUUGGCAUCUUCUUCUUUUUCUUGCAUGAAGCAAUAAAAAAAAAUAUAUAUAU
Molecule: messenger RNA, 2429 nt
Organism: Calidris pugnax (ruff)
Lineage: Eukaryota; Metazoa; Chordata; Aves; Charadriiformes; Scolopacidae
Product: keratin-associated protein 10-7-like
Exons: 5
Coding region: 1-2052 (683 amino acids)
Source: RefSeq, a predicted model, not a curated record